Chironomus riparius is the source of this 2114-nucleotide messenger RNA. The record is from the annotation of a GenBank genome assembly. Lineage: Eukaryota; Metazoa; Arthropoda; Insecta; Diptera; Chironomidae.
AUCUUUGUCAUACACAUAAAGGAAGAUAUUUCUUUAUUUUCUCUCCUCAAGAGAUACUCAAAAAAAUAUAUUAAAAAAAAAUUUCUACACUUGCCUCUUUAGCUGAUUUUGAGAAGAAUUUCUGUUAUUCGUAAGAAGGGAAUCACAGAAAGCAGACACAAGUGGAAGCUUAGUUUUCUGAUAUUUUUUUUUAUUCGUAACAUAAAAAUAAAAAGUCAAAGAAACGAGUUAUCCCAAAUAAAGUAUAAAGAAACACAGAACAGAAGUUAUUGAAUGGACAUUUGCAAGUCUUUUGUUUUGGAUGCAUUAUAGAGUCGUCUGUUAAAAAUAAAAUAAACAUUAUUGCAUUUCAAAUGAAGUUCUUGUGAGUUUAUAAAAAUAAUCGAAAAAAAAAGCAAAAUUUAUUUUCAAGCAGUGAAACAGGAAGUAGUAUGGCAAAAAUUAAUGUCAACUCUUAUAUAGUUAUAUUGUUAGUUCUAAGUCAUCAAGCAUGCACACAAUUUCAACCACGUCAAAUGCCAUCUCCCGAUAUUUCUGCACUAAAAGACGAUAACGAGGCACUUAAGGACUCUGAUGAGUAUUUACCGGCUGUGAUGAUGGCGUUACAUUAUUAUACAGAAUUGAUGCAAUAUGAAAUUGUCCAGAAUGUUCAAACGACAACGAAAAAACCAGUAACGCCACAGCGAACAUCGAUACCGACACAAAAAACAACUCAACUACCCCCCACAACAACUACAACAACUCAAAAACCCACUACAACAACCACAACAACCCAAAAACCUACCACAACAACUACAACAACCCAAAAACCUACUACAACAACUAAAAAACCAACAACAAAGCUUACAACAACGACACAGCGUACAACGAUAUCAACAACUCGACCACCCACAAGACCUACUACUAAACCCACAACAUCCAAACCAGUAAUUCAGUACCAAACACAUCGGCCCCAUAAGCCAGGUGUUCAUGCACCAGAAAGACCACCGUACUAUACUUAUUUCAAUCUACCAUUAAAGCCGGAACAGAGUUAUCAUAGACCUGGAAUACAACAACAAGCUCAUGCUGGAAUCACAACAAUUAAUCAGCCUGACUGGAAGAAUCCAGAAUUUUUCACAUGGUUCUUCCAGAAAAAGCCUAAAGAUGACGAUGAAGUUGAUGAAAAUGAGCUUCGAUAUUUGGAUGUGCUGCCAAAAAAACUUCUACUUGAUAUUCAACGCGACACAAAGCGUCGUCCAGCUCUUUUAGAUUACGACAAUGUGGUCGAGUUUAGAAAAAUUUACGAUGACUCAUACAACUAUCCAUACAAAGUACGAGAGCCGAAUAGUGAGCAAAUGAAGAUGAAUAUCAAAAUUCAAAUGCAUCAACAGAAACAAAUGUUAACAGGGAAAAAGAAACCACCACCAACGAGACCUUACGUAUUGAUGCUUAUGCUGUAUGACGUCUUGAAGCGUGAAGCAAAAACAAAAAAACUUCAUCAGUUUAAGGGAUUCUCCGAUGAGUUUCUUAGGAAACUUGACUCAAUAUCUCAUUCAACAUCAGUUUAUCAAAUGAAAUAUUUACUAGAAAAAAUGCUUGAAAACAAAGAAGUUUCAACACCAGAUGUUGUUGCCAGAUCGAAUGUAAUUGUAGAAGAUUUGAAGAAAGAAAAGAGUGAUACUUACAAAACGCUUGUUCUGCUUCCUCCACUUCCAUUCAAUCCUUAGAAAUGAACGAUUAGUAUAGUAAAUUUGGAUAAUUUCUUCAAUCAUUUAAUGAUAUUUAUUAGAAUUAAUGUCAAUGUCCAAAAAGUCUCAAUAUAUUUGCUCAGUUGUAUAGUCUCGACAUUAAAAAAAUAUAGUCAUAUACCAAGAGAGCAUGAAUUGAGUUUGAGUUAAAAUGUUUUUCUCUGAUGCAAAUGUGAUCCAAACUCAAGCCGUGCAGUAAAAAAGUCAAAUUUGAAAAGAUCUUUUUUGAGAUUUUAUACUUAUUUUGUCAGUAAUUUAGUAAUAAUAAAGAUCAUUAGAUUAUUGGAGUGAUUGAUUGAAUGAAUCUUUCAAGAAAGAUUUCCUGAUAAAGUGAAUUUUACAGAAUUAAGUUGAAUCAACCUAAGUUAAAUAAAUAAACAAUUUUAG